CAAGAAGAGAGUAAGUCUUGUUAUUCUUAAAUCUACUGAAAUGAAAGAAUUUCAAUAAUAUUUUCGUUUGUAAUUAUUACAUAAGUUACACAUUUGUAAAAUUUAAUCGCUACAUAUUCAUAUGACAGGACUAAUGAAUGCAAAGGAAGAAUUAUCAACAGCAUCUAUUUUGCAUUCACCGUCACUAAUUGACAUAUGUCAUUUAGUAAAUUCUAAUGAUGUAGCUGUUGAACAUUACGACGAGGAAAAAGUUAUUAAAAUUAAUUUUAAAGAAGUAAAUGAUGUCCGAGAUAAUGUUUCGUUCCUGUUGCAAACGAUCGAUAAAUCAAACUUUAUUGGUAUAUGUCCUUCUAUUGAAGGAUUUUGCAUACCGUCUCUUAUACUGGGAAUCCUAUCAUGUGGACGGGGAUUUAUUAAUUUACCAGAGGUAGGAUAUAUGACUCUGUGUGAGCAGUUGGAAAUACAGUAUUUAUUUUCUUCAAUUCUUCUACCGGAAACUGAAAUCGAAGCAAAGCAAGAACUACAUGGAGUAGAGGUAUUCCUCCUACGAUUGAAUAAAAGGAUAUUUAAGACAGCAAAAAAUGAGAAUGACAUUCGAUACGCUUAUGCUGUGACGACAUCAGGAUCGUCAGGAGUGCCUAAAUUGGUCAAAGUACUGCAUGCAUCGAUAGUACCGAAUAUCUUAGAUUUGAAGAAACAUCUAAAAAUAUCAAAAAUGGACAAAAUUGCACAACUUACGAUCCUGACCUUUGAUCCAAGUAUCAUUGAAAUUUUCUUAAGCCUAUCUUCUGGGGCUACGCUUGCAACAGUUUCCCAGAAUCUGAAAAAUGACAGUAGUAGACUUCUAGAUGUGAUUUUCAAAAAUAAUGUGACCAUUCUGCAAUGCACGCCAUCAGUUUUAUUAAGUAGAUGGUCACUAAAUGAUCUGAAAAAGACAAUUCUUGGAAAAGAGAGUCACUUAAGAGUCUUGUUGCUCGGUGGAGAACCUUUUCCAAAAUUGGAAAUUCUGACAAAUGCCAAAGACAAUUGCAAUGAAACAAAACUGUUUAAUAUUUAUGGUAUAACGGAAGUAUCCUGUUGGUCAAGUAUAAAUGAAAUAGAAUUAGAGACGAAUGGUGAUAAAGUAAAUGUAUCGUACUUGGGAAAACCACUAACGGAGACAAUCUAUGAAGUCAGAACUGCUAGCGGAGAAGCUGUGAAUAAAGGACAAGGUCACCUGUAUAUAGGAAGUAAUUCUAGAAUCUGCGUGUUGGAAAAUGAAGAAGUAGAGAAUUUACAAAGGCCUGUCUUCAGGUUGUCCGGAGACCUCGUUACAAUUAAUGAACAAGGUGAUAUCUUUUACAAUGGAAGAAUUGACAGAGUAGUCAAGAGAUAUGGACAUAAAGUGGACCUUAAUGCCUUAGAAAAGACGGCUGAGGAAUUAAAUUUUGUGCAGCGCUGCGUAGCAUACUGGAACGAAGAUGCUCAUGCAUUAAUUCUUUGUGUGUCGUUAAUGAGUGAUUUACCAAAGCAAAGUACUUCAAAUUGCAUUAAUGACAUAUCAGUGCAUGUUCGAAAACUUCCAACGCAAUCAUGGCCUGACAAAAUUAAAAUAGUCAACGAGUUACAACUAACGACAAAUGGGAAAGUUUGUAAAGAGUCCAUAGUAAAAUUGAUUCAAGACUCAAAGACGAAGCAGGGAGGAAAAGCAGAAGCUGAAAUAAUUGAUAUAAAAGGGAUUUUUAAAAAUUUGUGGCUCGAUCUACUGAGUUCUCGCAACGGUGGGUUCGUUACCUUAGGAGGUACUUCUGUGAUAGCGCUUCAAAUGGCUAGAAAUUUUUCCUCUGAAACUGGCACGGAAUUUCCAGAAUUAAUAGGCAUGUUACUGAAGGAUAAAACUUUGGAUGAGUGCUAUGAGUAUGUAAAGAAUGUGGUGGUCUUAUCGGGUCCAUCUUUGACGCAGCAAGAAUCAAUGAUACAAAAACGUAAUUUUGAAGAUUUUCAAGAAGGAGAAUUUUCUAAUGUAACACAUCAAAGUAUUAAAGACAAGAAAAUUAAACAUGAAAGCAAACAGUACUUAUCGGCAAACAGCUCUAACGUAACAAACAUUCAAGCUAAUUAUUCUGUAUCGGACGAAAGAACGAAUGAUUCGUCACAGAAAAUGGAACAUUCUCAAGUUUUAUUAAAUGCCUGUGAAUGGCAGAAACGAAAGGGCAGGACAUAUGGAAGUAUAAAUAAAUCUUCAAGUAAAUAUGAUUUAACGAAGCAGAAAUUUUGCAUUGAAGUGAAGAGACGUCAUAAUCUCUUCAAAUGUGUGGAUGCUUCACCGACAAUUUUCCACAAUUUUAGCGGAGACACUUUUGUUACUGUUGGAUCCCACUCUGGUAUAAUUUUGACUACCCGAUUGGGACCAGAGAAGGAGUCAAAAUCGGACUUAUUUGAACCAAUCGAAUACAAAGUUACCCUACCAGACAGAAUUGAAGCCUCGAUUUUAGUCCUUGACGAUUUCAAAGGAGUCGUUGGAUGUUACGAUGGAUAUGUCUACUGUGUGCACUUAAAACUAAGUCACAUUAUUUGGAAAUUCAAGACAGGAGAGAUGGUCAAGUGCACAGCAAUAGCUUGUAAAGAACGGAAAAGAAUUUUUGUGGGAUCUUACGAUAAAUAUAUGUACUGCCUUUGUGCACAGACUGGAGAGAAUCUUUGGCGAGUCAAUGUUGGAAAAGGAAGUAUUUACUCGACGCCUCAUUUGCAUGACGGAUCAGAUUUAAUACUCUUCGGAACCUUGGAUGGCACUUGUGCAGCGGUGAAGAAAAACACAGGGAAAAUUAUUUGGCUAAAAAAUCUUGGGAAUCCCAUAUUUUCAUCUCCUGCUGUCCUACCCGAUAAGUGUGUUCUAUUUUGCACAGUCUCUGGUGAGCUGACUUGCUUCGACGUUGAAAUUGGUCACAAGAUGUGGUCAUUAAAGGUAAAUGGAACUGUGUUUGUUGACGUCGUUGUCCAUACCGAUCCAAUUAAGAGGCUUAGCAACAUUAUUUUAGCAACGAAAGGAAAUUCAUUCUAUCGAUGGGAAGUUAACGAGUCCAUUAAAAGUCCAUUGUUAAAAUACGAAGUACAUUUAAAUUCGCCAAUAUUUGCAACACCAUAUUGCGAUGAUUCAAAAGGUAUUAUAGUCGUCGCUGGUACAGAUGGUUUACUGUAUAUUUUAAAUUACUCCAAUGGCGAGAUAUUAAAAACUUUUCGCCUCGAUGGAGAUGUUUUCUCUUCGCCAGCUGUUCAUGCCGAUGAACUGAUUCUUGGAUGUCGAGAUGACAAUCUUUACAUUCUGACGCUUAAAUCCCAAAACUGAAUAUUUGAUAAUUAGAUACUAAAUCUGUAA
Orussus abietinus is the source of this 3355-nucleotide messenger RNA. It is a transcript of the gene Aasdh, whose product is annotated as acyl-CoA synthetase family member 4 homolog. Gene Ontology annotation, molecular function: protein binding. Gene Ontology annotation, biological process: amino acid activation for nonribosomal peptide biosynthetic process. The transcript has 9 exons. The record is from RefSeq and is a predicted model, not a curated record. The coding region runs from base 122 to 3325 and encodes 1067 amino acids. NCBI's taxonomy places the organism in Eukaryota, Metazoa, Arthropoda, Insecta, Hymenoptera, Orussidae.